Molecule: messenger RNA, 1015 nt
Organism: Gavia stellata (red-throated loon)
Lineage: Eukaryota; Metazoa; Chordata; Aves; Gaviiformes; Gaviidae
Gene: DNAJC17
Product: DnaJ heat shock protein family (Hsp40) member C17
Exons: 11
Coding region: 1-936 (311 amino acids)
Biological process (GO): spliceosomal complex disassembly
Cellular component (GO): spliceosomal complex
Molecular function (GO): RNA binding
Source: RefSeq, a predicted model, not a curated record
AUGGCGGUCGAUAGGGACCCGCUGCAGCUGGACCUGUACGGCCUGCUGGGGGUCGGCGAGAAGGCGUCGGAGAAGGAGGUUAAGAAAGCAUACCGGCAGAAGGCCCUGACUUGUCACCCGGAUAAGAACCCGGACGAUCCCAGAGCAGCGGAAGUCUUCCACCAACUGUCUCAGGCCUUAGCCGUGCUAACAGAUGCAGCAGCAAGGGCGGCGUAUGACAAGGUGAGAAAGGCUAAGAAGCAAGCUGCAGAAAGGACGCAAAAACUUGAUGAGAAGCGGAAGAAAGUAAAGCUUGAUCUUGAAGCCAGAGAACGAGAAGCCCAGACCCGUGAGAGUGAAGAGGAGGAGAUCAGGAUAACGAGAUCAUUAGAACAAGAAAUAAUACGCCUGCGUGAAGAAGGUUCCCGUCAGCUUGAAGAGCAGCAGAGACUAAUUCAAGAACAGAUCCGGCUUGAAAGAGAGCAGCACAUCCAAGGCAAGGAAGAAAGAAAUGGAACAGAAGGCAAAAUAACUCCCAAACUCAAACUAAAAUGGAAAUGCAGGAAAGAAGAUGAGACGAGUGGGGGAUACUCAAAAGAUGUUCUGUUGCAGAUCUUACAAAAGUAUGGCGAUGUGCUCAAUUUGUUGAUCUCGAGUAGGAAGACUGGGAGUGCAGUCGUGGAAUUUGCUACGGUUAAGGCUGCUGAGAUGGCUGUGAAGAAUGAAGUUGGCCUGAUAAAUAAUCCUCUGAAGAUUUCUUGGCUGGAGGGCCAGCCCCGGAACAAUCCCAGCACUGUCCUUUCUGACAGCACUAGUCAGCCUAGGACUUCACAGGCAUCAGUGGUAUCAGAACGGGAUUACGAGAGCCUGGUGAUGAUGCGGAUGCGCCAAGCAGCAGAGAGGCAGCAGCUUAUUGAACAGCUCAAGCGAGAAGAAGAGGAAGAGUCUCACACCUAGCAUGAGACAGUAUGGAUUCUCCCCACCCCAUCAUUCUUCAUUUCCAAAGCUGUUUCUUAAAUUAAGUCAAUAAACCUCC